AUGGCUGUGUCACCAUCCCAUUACUCACCCUCCUCUUCCUUCAGCUGUGCAUAUACCUACGAUGUUUUUCUCAGCUUCAGAGGGGAAGAUACUCGCUACGGUUUUACUGGUAAUCUUUACAAAGCUCUCCGUGACAAAGGCAUUCAUACCUUCAUUGAUGAUGAGAAGCUUCGAGGAGGGGACGAAAUAACACCGUCACUUGUGAAGGCCAUUGAAGGGUCUCGGAUUGCAAUCCCCAUUUUCUCUAUUGGCUAUGCUGCUUCUUCUUUUUGCUUAGAUGAACUUGCCACCAUCAUGAAUAGGAAAGAUAUGUUGGUUUUGCCAGUUUUUUAUAACGUUGACCCUUGUGAUGUGAGACAUCAAAGAGGCAAUUAUGGAAAAGCAUUGGCAAAUCAUGGAAAGAAGUUGAAGGCUAACAACGAGAAGUUGGAGAAAUGGAAGAUGGCUCUUCAUCAAGUAGCUAACUUGUCUGGUUACCACUUCAAACACGGGGAUGGAUAUGAGUAUGAGUUUAUUGGGAGGAUUGUUGAAUUGGUCUCUAGCAAGAUUAAUCGUACUCUCUUACAUGUUGCAAAUUACCCAGUUGGACUAGAGUCACGAAUACUAGAAGUAAAGAACCUUUUGGAUGUUCAAUCUGAUGAAGGUGCCGACAUGGUAGGGAUACAUGGACCUGGUGGAAUGGGUAAAACAACACUUGCUUUAGCAGUUUAUAACUUGAUUGCUCACCAGUUUGACAGUUCAUGUUUUCUUCAAGAUGCUAGAGAAAAUUCAAAAACCUAUGGGUUACAAUAUCUCCAAAAUAUGGUUCUUUUGAAAACACUUGGAGAAAAGGAUAUUAAGUUAGCAAGUGUUAAUGAAGGAAUUUCAAUAAUAAAGAACAGGCUCAAGCAAAAGAAGGUUCUCUUGAUUCUAGACGACGUUUGCAAUCAGGAGCAGUUGCAGGCAAUUGCUGGAGCACCAAAUUGGUUUGGUCUGGGCAGUAGAGUCAUCAUCACAACUCGAGACCAACAAUUGCUAGCACAUCACAAUGUUAAAAGAACAUAUGAGGUGAGCGAGUUGAAUAGAAAAGAUGCCCUUCAAUUGCUCAGUUGGAAUGCUUUUAAAUCAGAAAAAAAUGAUCCAAGUUAUGUCAAUGUCUUGGAUCGUUUAAUAACUUAUGCUUCGGGGCUUCCAUUGGCUUUGGAAGUAAUAGGUUCCAACUUGUAUGGAAAAAACAUAGAAGCAUGGGAAUCAGCUAUAAAUCAAUAUGAAAGGAUUCCUAACAAAAAAAUCCUAGGUAUACUUAAAGUAAGCUUUGAUGCCUUGGAGGAAGAAGAAAAGUGUGUUUUUCUUGAUAUUGCUUGUUGCUUCAAAGGAUAUGACUUGGCAGAAGUCGAAGAUAUACUUCAUGCUCAUUAUGGUGACAACAUGAAACAUCAUAUUCAAGUUUUGAUUGACAAAUCUCUCAUAAAAAUUAAAGGAUUUUGCUAUAAAACAGUUACACUACAUGGCUUGAUACGGGAGAUGGGUAAGGAAAUUGUUCGACAAGAAUCACCAAAAGAGCCUGGAAAACGUAGUAGAUUGUGGUUCCAUGAAGAUGUAGUUCAAGUUUUAGAGCAAAACGAGGGAUCCAAUCAAAUUGAAAUCAUAAUUCUACAAUUUCCCUUUUCUGGAAAAAGAGAAGAUGAAGAAGUAAAAUGGGAUGGAGAUGCAUUCAAGAAGAUGAAAAGUCUCAAAACUCUUAUUAUAAAAAAUGGUUGUUUUUCCAAAGGCCCCAAUCAUCUUCCAAAUAAUUUAAGAGUAUUGGAAUGGAAUAAAUAUCCUUCAGAAGAUUUUCCUUCUAAUUUUUGUCCAAAGAAACUUGCUAUAUGCAACUUACCUAGCAGUCGCAUUUCGUCAUGUUUCUUAUUGAGAAAGGAGUUCACAACUUUGACAAGUUUAAAUUUUGAUUGGUGUCAAUAUUUAAAAGAGAUACCUAAUGUUUCUAGUCUCCAAAAUUUAGAAAAUUUGUCAUUUGCUUGGUGUAAGAAUUUAUGUAAGAUUCACGAUUCCAUUGGGUCACUGAAUAAUCUAAAAUUCUUGAGUUCUAAUGGAUGCUACAACCUUAAGAGUUUCCCUCCAAUCAUGUUAACCUCACUUGAAUCGCUCAGUCUUUCAAAUUGUGCUAGUCUUGAGAGUUUUCCAGAAGUAUUAGGAGAGAUGGGAAAUUUGACAGAAUUGGUGUUGAUUGAUUCUAAAAUAAAAAAACUCCCACCUUCAUUUCAAAAUCUUACUGGGCUUGCAAGAUUAAGAAUGGGGUGUUCAGAUAUUUACAGGACCUGGGAUGGAACUUUCAUGCUCAAUUGGAACAACGUCACGAUGCCAGGACUGACUGAGAUUUCAAUUGAAGGAAUGGAAGUGGAAGUAUUUCGUAAAGAGAAUGAGGGAGAAGAAAAAGCAAGCUCUUCAAACAUGCAAAGUAUUCAUCUCCAAAGAUGCAAACUAACAGAUGAAUUUUUUCUAGUAGUUCCCAGGUGGCUUGCUAAUGUGAAGGAAUUAGUCCUAAAGCAAAAUGAUUUCAUAAUCAUUCCAGAGAGUAUCAAAGAAUGUCACUUUUUAAAAAAAAUUGACUUGAGCUAUUGCAAGCGUCUUCAAGAAAUCAAAGGGAUUCCACCAAACCUGGAAUGUUUCAAUGCAACAAGAUGCACAUCCAUGACACCCUCAUGCAGAAGCAUGUUACUGAACCAGGAACUACAUGAGGCCAGAAACACUGAUUUUUGUUUGCCAGCAACAGAGAUUCCAGAAUGGUUUGAGCGUCAAAGCAUGGGAACAUCAAUAUAUUUCUGGUUUCGUAAAAAGGUUCCUGAAUUAGUUCUAUGUCUUGCUGUCAUGUAUCCCACAUUAAAAGAUGAGCCGUAUCAAUUCAUCCUGAUUAUCAAUGGUGCUCAAAAACAUCUUAAAGGUUUUAAUAUAAAAACAAAACAUACAUAUCUUUUUCAUGUGAAAGAGGAGACACUUGGAUUUCUUAAUCAAGCACUUUUAGAAAACAAAUGGAACUAUGCAGAGGUUAGAUGUGUUUUGGGGCAUUUUAAAGACCAAAUCCCUGUCCAUAUACUAGGUGGAAUUCAUUUACUGAAACAGGAAUGUAGCAUGGAGGAUAUUCAGUUCAGCAAUUCCUGUAUAAAGAGAAAGUUAGAUGAUGAUCUUGAUACCUCAGAAUCACAGCACCAUCAGCUGCGGAAAAAGCAUAGAUUUGUGGACUCGCAAGUUUCUGAUACACAAAUUGUGCAGCAGCAACAAGGAACAGGUUUUUUGUCACAUGUGAAGAAUUGGGCACGUAGUGUUUCCUCAUUUCUUCCUACUCCAGAAAUGCAAUCAUUGGAUGAUCAUGUGAAUGAAAAUUCAUGGUCUUUGCCAUCAAAUGCAGAUGAUGGGCAGCACUAA
This is a messenger RNA of Abrus precatorius (Indian licorice), 3402 nucleotides long. Its product is annotated as TMV resistance protein N-like. The transcript is spliced from 5 exons. Gene Ontology annotation, biological process: defense response; signal transduction. Gene Ontology annotation, molecular function: ADP binding. The record is from RefSeq and is a predicted model, not a curated record. The coding region runs from base 1 to 3402 and encodes 1133 amino acids. Lineage: Eukaryota; Viridiplantae; Streptophyta; Magnoliopsida; Fabales; Fabaceae.